AUGGCCAUUGAUAUUUGUGCCGAUCAUCCUAGUGCUAUUUGGAAUCGAAAAAAGCACAUUGUGACUCUUCCAUAUGAAGAUGAUUUCUCUGAGGAAAAUAUUCCUACGAAAUCUCGUCCUUGCCAAAUGAAUUCCGAAUUAGUUGAAUUCUGCAAAAAGGAGAUCGAUAAUCUGUUACAAAAAGGUUUGAUAAAACCUUUCAAGUCACCUUGGUCUUGUACUGCCUUUUAUGUUAAUAAUGCAGCAGAGAAAGAACGUGGUGUCCCCAGAAUGAAACACCCUUGGAUGACUAAGGGUAGAGGCAGAGGCAGAGGCAGAGGAAGAUCAUCCUCAGUCUCAUCAAGAUCGUCCUAUGGAUCUUCUUCAUCAUUCAGCACUCCUAUUAUAUAG
Messenger RNA from Solanum stenotomum, 390 nucleotides. RefSeq lists its product as uncharacterized. NCBI's taxonomy places the organism in Eukaryota, Viridiplantae, Streptophyta, Magnoliopsida, Solanales, Solanaceae. The transcript is spliced from 2 exons. The record is from RefSeq and is a predicted model, not a curated record. The coding region runs from base 1 to 390 and encodes 129 amino acids.